This is a messenger RNA of Elephantulus edwardii (Cape elephant shrew), 1748 nucleotides long. It is a transcript of the gene TSKS, whose product is annotated as testis-specific serine kinase substrate. The record is from RefSeq and is a predicted model, not a curated record. The coding region runs from base 1 to 1728 and encodes 575 amino acids. Gene Ontology annotation, cellular component: centriole. Gene Ontology annotation, molecular function: protein kinase binding. The transcript is spliced from 11 exons. NCBI's taxonomy places the organism in Eukaryota, Metazoa, Chordata, Mammalia, Macroscelidea, Macroscelididae.
AUGGCCAGCGUGGUGGUGAAGACAAUCUGGCAGUCCAAAGAGAUCCACGAGGCCGGAGAUCCCCCUGCGGGGAUGGAAAGCCGCUCCCAGCUGAUCCCAGAGGCCCCCGGGGGGGUGAUCAGCUCAGCCAAGGCGAUCAAGAAAAAGAAGGCCGUGUCGUUCCACGGGGUGGAGCCCCGGAUGUCCCAUGAGCCCAUGCACUGGUGCCUGAACCUCAAACGAUCCUCAGCCUGCACCAAUGUGUCCCUGCUCAACCUCGCUGCCACGGAGACCACGGACUCCUCGGGAACAGACUCCACCACGGAAGACAGCAGUGGCCCUCCAGCACUGCCAGGGCCUCCUCCCUCCCCCACUCCACCCUGGGCUUCUGAUGACCCUGACAUUACGGAGAUACUGAGCGGAGUCAACAAUGGAUUGGUCCGAGCCAAAGACUCCAUCACCAGCCUGAAAGAAAAGACGACCAGGGUUAACCAGCACGUGCAAUCGCUGCAGAGCGAGUGUUCCGUGCUGAGUGAGAAUCUAGAGAGAAGACGGCAAGAGGCAGAAGAACUGGAGGGCUACUGCAGUCAACUCAAGGAGAACUGCCGGAAGGUGACCCGGUCGGUGGAAGAUGCUGAAAUCAAAACCAAUGUCCUGAAGCAGAACUCAGCCCUGCUGGAGGAGAAGCUGCGCUAUCUCCAGCAGCAACUGCAGGAUGAGACUCCACGGAGGCAGGAGGCUGAGCUGCAGGAGCUGGAGCAGAAACUGGAAGCCGGCCUCUCCCGGCACGCCUUGAGCCCCGCGACCCCGCCCCAGAGCUGCUCGGGCCCUCCCGGGAGCCCCGAUGAACUCCCUCGGCGUAGCAUGGCGCUCAGCGGCUGGGGAAUGGGGUCCCGGCCAGGAGAGAGCCCCAUUUCGAGCGACCCUGAGUUGCAAAAAGUCAGCUCUGGUUUAGAGGAAUUACGGAGGGAUGUGUCCUCGUUGACUGCUCGAUGGCAUCAGGAGGAGGGCGCAGUGCAAGAGGCCCUGCGGUUGCUCGGUGGCCUGGGCGGCAGACUGGACGGCUUCCUGGGCCAGUGGGAGCGGGCGCAGCGCGAGCAAGCUCAGACAGCGCGCGGGCUGCAGGAGCUGCGAGGCCGGGCUGAUGAGCUGUGCACGCUGAUGGAGCGCUCAGCAGUGUCUGUGGCUUCACUGAGGAGCGAACUGGAGGGGCUGAGCCCAGUGAAACCGAUUCUGGAGGAGCUGGGGCGACAAUUGCAGAAUUCUCGAAGAGGGUCUGACCUCACCAUGAACCUGGAUCGGACCUCCCAGGGCUCCUGUACACGCUGUGCCAGCCAGGGGCAGCAGUUGUCCACCGAGUCCCUACAGCAGCUGUUGGAGCGAGCGCUGACCCCACUGGUGGACGAGGUGAAGCAGAGGGGCCUGGCUCCUGCCUGCCCCAGUUGCCAGCGGUUACACAAGAAGAUUCUGGAGCUGGAGCGCCAGGCCUUGGCCAAACAUGUCAGGGCAGAGGCCCUGAGCUCCACCCUUCGGCUGGCCCAAGACGAAGCCUUACGGGCCAAGAACUUGCUGCUGACGGACAAGAUGAAGCCGGAGGAGAAGGUGGCCGCUCUGGAUUACCUACACUUGAAGAUGUGCUCCCUCCAUGACCAACUCAGCAACCUACCACUUGAGGGGGCCACGGGGACAAUCGGAGGAAGUAGUGGGGGGAGUCCUCCAAAACGGGGGGGCUCAGCCCCUGAACAAUAAACCGGCCCCUCAUGCUGGCA